AUGGCUACAAGCACCACAAAGACCGGCCAGCCUCUUGAUCGUGCCGCCAUCGACUCGGUACUACGGAGGAGACUCUUCUACACCCCCUCCUUUGAAAUCUAUGGCGGAGAACGUGGUCUGUUCGACUAUGGGCCCCCAGGAUGUGCUCUCCAAGCCAACAUUGUCGACCUGUGGAGGAAACAUUUCGUCCUCGAGGAAGACAUGCUCGAAGUCGACUGCACCAUGUUGACCCCCGAAGCUGUUCUCAAAACCAGUGGACACGUGGACAAGUUUGCCGACUGGAUGUGCAAAGAUCCCAAGAGUGGAGAGAUUUUCCGAGCAGACCAUCUCGUGGAGCAAGUUCUCGAAGCCAGGCUGAAGGCUGACAAGGACGCUCGCGGCGUCAAAGUCGAGGUCGAUGAAGCCAAAGAGGCCAAGAAAAAGAAGAAGAUAUCCCAAAAGGCGGAAAAACUCGACGACGCGCUCGUCCAAGAAUACGAGGAAACUUUGGCCAAGAUUGACAACUACGGAGGCGACGAGCUCGGUGAGCUGAUCAAGAAAUACAACAUCAAAGGCCCGACCAGCGGUGCCGAGCUUGAUCCGCCCAAGGCUUUCAACCUCAUGUUUCAAACACAGAUCGGUCCCUCUGCCGACAAGCCCAACGGCUAUCUUCGACCAGAGACCGCCCAGGGACAGUUCUUGAACUUCCAAAAGCUUCUCGAGUUCAAUCAACAAUCCAUGCCAUUUGCGUCAGCAUCCAUUGGAAAGUCUUUUCGAAAUGAAAUCUCACCACGAUCGGGACUGUUACGGGUUCGAGAAUUCCUCAUGGCCGAAAUUGAACAUUUCGUCGACCCCGAAGGUGGAAAGAAGCACCCCAGAUUCGAGGAGGUCAAGAACACCAAACUCACCUUGCUCAACAGAAAGACGCAAUUGUCCGGGAGCACCAAAUGCGACGAGGUCACCAUUGGUGAUGCGGUCGCAUCCGGGCUCGUCGACAACGAGACUCUCGGCUACUUCAUCGCCAGAAUCCAAGACUUUUUGUUGAAGAUUGGCGUCGACAAGACCAAAUUGCGGUUCCGACAGCACAUGGCCAACGAAAUGGCCCACUACGCUGCCGACUGCUGGGACGCGGAGCUCUUCACCACGUAUGGAUGGAUCGAAUGUGUUGGUUGUGCUGAUCGGAGCGCCUAUGACUUGACCGUCCACAAGGAAAAGACCGGUGCGGCCUUGGUCGUUCGCGAAACGAGGGCCGAACCGCUCGUCGUCGAGGAGUUCCAAAUCGACCUGAAUCGAAAGAAGUUGGGACCCAAAUUCCGCGCCGAUGCCAAAGCUGUCGAAUCCGCCGUGGACGCCCUCUCUCAGGAUCUACGUGAGAAGCUUUCCUUGGAAUUGGAGAAGUCUGGAAAAAUCGAGGUGCCCACCCCAGGAGUUGGUAGUGGAACCACCGAACUCGAGAAAGACCUCAUCAAGAUCGAAAAGAGAAAGAGAACCGAGCACAUUAGAGAAUACACGCCCAACGUCAUCGAGCCGUCUUUCGGUAUCGGCCGCAUUCUCUACAGCAUGAUGGAACACGUGUUCUGGAUUCGCGAAGGCGAUGGAAGCCGCGGUGUUUUGUCCUUCCCACCCGCGGUGGCACCCACCAAGGUUCUCCUCGUCCCGCUGUCCAGCCACCCCGACUUCAAGCCUCACACCAAAAAGCUGACCCACCGCCUUCGACGGGUGGGGGUGUCGAACAAGGUGGAUGACUCGUCUGCCAGUAUCGGCAAACGAUACUCUCGAAACGACGAGCUCGGAACGCCCUUUGGCAUUACCAUUGAUUUCCAGACCGUCAAGGACAACACCGUCACGCUCCGCGACCGUGACUCCACCAAACAGGUUCGUGCGAGCGAGGAUGAAAUCAUCGACGCUGUCAAGAGUCUGGUUGAUGGCGAGGAGACUUGGGAUGACAUCGCCAAGAGACUGCCAGCCUUUGAGGGACAGGAGGUGGAAUAA
This is a messenger RNA of Exophiala bonariae, 1971 nucleotides long. It is a transcript of the gene GRS1, whose product is annotated as Glycine--tRNA ligase 1, mitochondrial. The transcript has a single exon. The record is from RefSeq and is a predicted model, not a curated record. Gene Ontology annotation, biological process: mitochondrial glycyl-tRNA aminoacylation. Gene Ontology annotation, molecular function: glycine-tRNA ligase activity; ATP binding. The coding region runs from base 1 to 1971 and encodes 656 amino acids. Gene Ontology annotation, cellular component: cytoplasm; mitochondrion. Lineage: Eukaryota; Fungi; Ascomycota; Eurotiomycetes; Chaetothyriales; Herpotrichiellaceae.